AUGUCCACCCAAUAUCUUCGGCUUGCAGCUUUUGUUAUGGCAGAAAGUGACUACGAAAAUUUUACAGCCCUCAGGGAUAAAUGGAAAACCUCAAGGCCCUCUAUAUGUGUCGGGGAGAAAUUAAGGUCCUCCAAGAUAAAGGGAAACUGUUGGCAAGCUGUUGGAAUUGUGCGCCAACUAUUUGAUCAUCAUAUUGCGCCACAGAUCAAGGAAAUCCUUGAUCAGUGUGGUGAGCCACCUGCGGUCCCUGUGACCUGGUCAAUCUACAUGAUUGGAAGAAACCCAGAGAAUUCGAGGGCGCAUAUUAUAUUUUCUUCAAGCCAAAAGAAAGCUCGGGAGCAAGCAAAGAAGAUGGUCGAUGAAAAUUCUAUUCUCAAAGACCUCUCCAUAAGCACAGAGCACAGCUCCCACCCGCCAGAACUCAGCCGGCCAAUACAGUUGCUCGGGGAUACUGCCAAAGUUUGUGAUGAUUUAGAUGAACACGGCAAUCCUCAUCAAGCAAUAUACUUCCAGGAUGUACCCACUCAUGCAGCUAUGGGUCUCCGAAUACUGCUCCCAGGGUCUUCAACUGAGGUUUCAUGGAGACAGGCCACAAUUGGGGGAGUAUUAUGCAUAGAAGAGAAAGUAUUCUACAUUACGGUUGCGCACACCUUUUAUUACCAUCAAACAGCUCAAGAGACCGAAAUGGGAAACAGCAAUUUGAAUCUCGAAUACAACGAUGCAGAUGGCAUAGUGUUUGAUAUGGAAAGCCACGACAUGCUUGAACAGGACUGGAAUGAUGAGUAUUCGGACAGGGGAAGCCACACACCAGAUGACGUCCGGUUGCCGGGAGAUAUCUCAACUGGAAGCAGCAAUAAUAGCUCACCCAACGAAUCUUUCGAUAGCUAUUUACGUCCAAUUGAUGAUUUGCCUUCUCAAAGACAGCCAGGUCCGAAGCUUCUAGCCCAUGUGAACUUGAGUUCAUCGAGUACAAUAAUGAGCAAGGCAUUGGACUAUUUACUGAUUGAAAUCCGAGAUGGAAGCUUGCAAACAAGAAAUCAUCUGGCUUCAUCUGAAGCACCUUACAAUCGUCUGUCUGUAAACAAGCUUGGUCAAUUCAGCGGGGACAACAAAGUUGUACUAGUCAUAACUAGUCGUGGUUUCCUGAAGGGGGAAUUGAUGACUGCACCUUCUUGGAUUCGUCUGCCACAAGCUACGAAGUCACAAAAGAUAUAUUUGUUGCGCUUGAACAGCCAUAUAAAUUCUGGCGACAGUGGCUCUUGGGUUGUUGACGAGAGUUCCGGUGAGCUCUAUGGGCAUAUCGUCGCCGGAGAUGCUGGAACCGAUACAGCCUAUAUUAUCUCUGCAAUAGAUGUAUUUGAAGAUAUUGGAGUUAAGUGCAACCAGUCUGUCACUUUUCCCGCCAAGUCCGUUCUGAGUCCCAAGGCGCACAUACGAUCCGAACUCAAAGCGGAAGUAAAUGAUUGCUCAGAAGAAACCAUCAAGAAGAUGAAGAUUCCGACCUUUCCUCCCCGAACCAAAACUGGCUUCACCCGUGCCGACUUGCCUGAAAAAAAAGAAAGGGAUUGUUUAGGCCAAAAUACUGCUACAAGCAAGAGCCAAUCCAUCAAGAACCCUGAAUUGUCUAAUGCAGGCGGUCGUCCGGAAACAUCAGAACUCUUUGCUUAUCAGUCCAGCAUUGCCUUACGUGAGACAAUCAACAGUUUUGGUUCGCCCUCAAAACUCGUACGUGAUGUUAUUGAGGAGCUCCAGUCUCUACAUGGGGUAUUAGCCUCACUCGCAGAGAAAAUGGGCGCGGUUGAAAUGGACCCCGUUAUGCUUGAAAUUCCUUUAAAGCAAUGCGGCAAUGUUUGUGAAGAGUUCAGGCAUGAACUAAUCAAGUAUUCUUCACAACAUGGCGGUGGCUUAACCUUUCAAGAUUGGCACAAGAUAAGGUUUAUGAAUGAUGAUAUUGAUGGAUUUCGACGACUCCUAUCUGGAUACAAAUCCAUUAUACAGGUUGCUCUCAUUAAUCGGCGUCUGCACAACUUGGUGGCAUCUGAAACUCUUGAAGGCGACAAGAAACUCCUCAAAAACACCAUGAUUGAUUUUGAGGAUCACCUUGAGAAUAUCAAUGAAAAAGUGGAGUUCAUAUUCAGAAAGGCAAUAGUUGAAUCUGACUCCAAUAUAUCAGAGCUUCAGAUUAUUAGAGAACAGCAGCUGAAAAACGAAAAUGGUUUCCAAAUUUACGCCAAGUUCUCCCGAUUUUUCGAUCAAAUGCAGAUUUCUUCCAAGCACAACCUUACUUAUCCGACCCAACAAGAUUCAUUACCUGAUACUGUUGUCCAAUAUGGACUUCAAGGAUGCAAGGAUAGUCUCUUUCUCAUGUCGACUAAGCUAAAAAACCUGGAACAGGACCUGGUGGACCAAUUUUUAGCAGCCAGUUCUCACAACGUCGCCAAAUCGGAGGAGUUAACAACCCUUCGAAGACUGCGAGACGAAAGGAAAGCCGCCCGCCACUGUAUGGAUAUCUGCUCCAAAGUGGACAGGUACCUGCAGGAAGAUACCACGACCAUUAGCAAUAGUGUGACUGCCAACUCCGACCACUUUAUGACUUCAACGAAUAUAACAUCCAUGGAUGAUGAAGACCGAGAGCUUGGUUGGGAAAGAAAGCAAGGGAGGUACAUGGGUGACGCUGCAGCUAACAUCGCAAAAGGCAUCUAUGCGUACGAAAAGCUGAUAACUGAAGGUCAGGUACGAUAUGAGUGA
This is a messenger RNA of Aspergillus wentii DTO 134E9, 2748 nucleotides long. RefSeq lists its product as uncharacterized. Lineage: Eukaryota; Fungi; Ascomycota; Eurotiomycetes; Eurotiales; Aspergillaceae. Bases 1 to 2748 code for a protein of 915 amino acids. The transcript is spliced from 3 exons. The record is from RefSeq and is a predicted model, not a curated record.